AUGGAGUUCAGACGUCCCGCAGAGAACAAUAAGCUAAAAACAUCAGAGGAGGAUAUGCAGGCUCCUGCCAUUCACCUACAGGACCUCAAUAUAAUUCAUAUACCAAAGCCACCCAAGGGUCAUCAAAAACCAGCGCUCAUGGCUUGUGUGCGUAAAACACAGCCAGCUGAUGAAGUAAGGGAGGCUGUGCAUCCAGUGAAACUGGACCCUUACUCUCAACUUCUGGACUACACAGGAUCGGAAGGGCUUCGAUUUGAUGACCAUGGGAUGGUUCUUCCACACAGCAUCCUGGGCAGUUUAGAGGAUUUCAGAAGUUAUCUGGAGGCCAAAGGGAAGACAGAGUGGGCGCAGCGCAUCCCAAAGUCCAGGAGAUAUGAUCCAUCCGAGGCCCCAGAGACGCAUCAUUCUGAGGCUGUGGGGAGUGGGCAUGGCCUCCCUUCAGGCCACAGAAAUGUGCAGUGUAAUGCUCUGCAGCAUUGGCAUACACACAUGAUGCAGCGCAGGCAGCAGCAGGACUUCUUAUCUGACUUACUCGGCAGGCCAGUCGAAAACUUGCUGAUGAACCAAGCUAACCAUUUCAGAGAAACUCAGGAGAAGAGGGAGUUUCUAAACCAAGUCAUGCCACUCAUCCACUCUGGAUAUGGUUACCGUGUGGGCAGUGAGUUUUGGAGUCUGCCCCACCAUUAUGGAGAUGAGAUGAGUGGCAUCACAGCCACUCUGACUCAGACAGAGCAGGGCAGACGGGAGCCUGUCACACACGUGGGACAACCGAGCAGCAUACACCAGGAAUCAGGAAUAGUUUGUGCUAAGACUCUGCGUCCAGCCUCUCGGACUUGGGCCCAGAGUGCAUACCUGCAGCGCCGGUGUCAGGAGCUUGGAGAGGUUCUACGGGACAUGGACAUGAAAAAGCCGGAAAUCAAUGGACUGGAGGUUAUUGGCUCGAGCGAGCCAUUCACUCUUGUCUCAGUGGGUCGUGGUCCCCUCCUGGAGAAGGAGGAAGAGGAGAACGAGCACGAGAAGAUGAAGAAGGAGAACCUCGAUCCACUGGCACACUCUGAUGAUGUACGGCCAGAUGCUCUGCUCAUUCCUGCCUUGAGAUUCUGUGGUCAGCUUGCUAGCUGGACUGGAAACUCUACCACUAACCAGGGAGAAGUAGGACUCAGUGCCACCUUAAUAUUUGAGGCCCCGACUGGUGAAAGAGCCUCUUCGCACCUGGAUCUGCACAAUGAGGGCAGCACAGCCAUCUUCUACAGCUGGGAGCAGCUUCCCGUGCCACACAGCUUUCCUUUACUGCGAUCACAAACAAAGAGUCUGCACUUCUACUUCAACUCAUCCUCUGGUGUGAUUCGUCCAGGUGACGCCCAGCGGGUUGAGUUCAUAUUUAAAUCCCAGGAGCCAGGCAUCAAAACUGAACGAUGGCAGCUCAACACCCACCCUGUGCUGCUGCAAGGAGCCUCCAUGCAGGUCACACUGAGAGGAGUGGCUCUGUACCAGGACAACACUGCAGACCAGAGGCUUUUCAUAGAGACAAAGCUGGAAGAGAUAGUGAAGGUAAAACUGUGUCUGUCGAUUGUGGAUGAGGUGCUUUGGGGAAUCCGCACCCCAGAGAGACCCAGCUCUCCGGCAGAACUCUACAUCACUGAAGAGCAAGUGUUUUUGGGCAAAUACCCCAAGUUGCAGUACCUUCCUCAGCCAGUGGAGGACCUAAAGACACUGUGGCAAGAAGUGCAUCCGGAAAGCACCUGGGACUUCUCUGUCCAUACACUCCGACAGGUUGUGCUGUCUCUGUGUGAGCAAGAGCCAGCACAGGAGAAGAGCCUGGCCCAGCUCAGCUCCCUGCUUCUGCAACUUUCUGAACCUUCUCAACGUAAUCACCACCAGCUAACAGCAGCAGCUUUUGGGCAGCAGCUGUGGAGUAAACUGCUUGACACGAUGGCUGCUGAGGCCAUGAAGCUCAGAAACCUGCAGGGCCUUCCAGAGAAAGACACAUGGGUCGAUAAAAAGGAGGAACCCCCAAGCUCUGAUGCUGAUGUGGCUGAUAACAAAGGUGAGAAGAGUGAGAACAAGGGAGGAGCAGCUGCUCCAGAGGGGAAUGGGACGAGGUCCAGAAUUAAAGAUGACAACCAAUGGGAGUCCCACUCAGCUUUAACUGAAAAAUCAGUGGAGGACAGCAAAAAGAAGGGGAAAAGAAGGGAAGUGGGGAAACCCACUCAGGAAAAGCAAGACAAGAAAACGGCCUCGCUGACUGCUAUCCUCCCAGACAGCGUCAGUCCGCAACCUCCGAAUGUAGAACUGGAGGGCGUUUACACACCGCUCCUGCACACAAAGGUUUACGUGCUGAUGGAAGACCUAGUGGACAACCUGUGUGACCAUAUGGAUGCGCUUGACGAGGGAGAUGAACAGGACACGUGA
This is a messenger RNA of Cyclopterus lumpus (lumpfish), 2412 nucleotides long. It is a transcript of the gene mycbpap, whose product is annotated as mycbp associated protein. NCBI's taxonomy places the organism in Eukaryota, Metazoa, Chordata, Actinopteri, Perciformes, Cyclopteridae. Bases 1 to 2412 code for a protein of 803 amino acids. The transcript is spliced from 19 exons. The record is from RefSeq and is a predicted model, not a curated record.